Messenger RNA from Nelumbo nucifera (sacred lotus), 1495 nucleotides. Its product is annotated as zinc finger protein JAGGED-like. The record is from RefSeq and is a predicted model, not a curated record. Lineage: Eukaryota; Viridiplantae; Streptophyta; Magnoliopsida; Proteales; Nelumbonaceae. Gene Ontology annotation, molecular function: DNA-binding transcription factor activity.
GUCCCAAACAACACUACUGCCUGCCUAAGCCUUCCCCCAUGCCAUCCCCUUACAAAAGUCACGAGACCCAAUGUCCCUCACAGAGAGAGAGAGAGAUGUCUCCAGACGGGCUGGCAGAGAAACUGAUAGAGAACUUUCAAGCUCCCUUCCCCACCUUCACUCAGCUAGCCUCUAUAUUGCAGUUUCAAACUGAAGUCUUUUAAUUUCACAAGCUUUCGUUAUCAUCCAUCUGAAGUUUUUCACCUCAUAUUUUCUGUCUUUCUCUGUCUUGGUAUCAUGAGACCUGAGAGGAACCCAUUGGACCUCAAUAAUCUGCCUGAGGAGUACGGUCGAGACGGAAAACAGGUGUUUGAGGAAAGCUCCGCCAUUGGUUGUAGGAGAAAGAAAAGUGGCGGAAAGGACGGAAAAGACGAGUAUGGGAAGGUCUACGAGUGUAGGUUUUGCUCCCUCAAGUUCUGCAAGUCUCAAGCUCUUGGUGGACACAUGAAUCGCCAUCGCCAAGAGAGGGAGACAGAGACACUGAACCGGGCUCGUCAGCUGGUCUUCAGUAACGAAAACUUAGCAGCGCAGGGGGUCCCUCAUCUAGGGUUGAGAGAUCUGAAUCUGGGAGGCGGCCAACCCAUCCCAUCAGGAAGCUUUCACCAAAGUGGCAACCUGGGAGAUCCAUCUCUACCCUACAGAUCGGUUUACCCAUCAAGAAUAUUUCCGGGUUCUUCAUCAGCAAUCAUAUCAUCGCCACCACCUCCACCCCAACCACCUUACCUCUAUGCCUCUACCUCUCGCGUUGUGUCUUUCCCAUCUCAUCAGUACCCUCCUCACCCGGUGAACGACUACUUUGUAGGCCACGUACUGGCAGGCAACUCCCACCGACACCCGAAUCAGAACUACGUGGGCUCGGCGGAAUCUAAUUACACUUGCAUCGGGGCUCCUCUGGGACAUGGGUUCCCGCCUGAGGAUGGAGCUGUCCGGGGGACGGACUUGUCAGCAUCGGGUGGUGGUGGAGGGGGAGACGGGUCACUGCGGAAUCAGGAGGAUGGACUGAAUUGGGGUCGUAACUAUGCAGGGACACAGCAACGUUUGGAUCCUUCUUCGAUCAAUCGGUUUCAAGAUGGGUUUUAAGAUUGAGUGAAAGUGGAAGUUCUAAGACCUGCCGUGACACGCCAUUCUCAAAGAUAAACCAAACAACUGACAAAUGGGGUCAUGCAAGAAAGAGGAACCCUUUUUCUUUUUCAAUUGGGCAGCUUUUGAGCUCAUUCAUACUCUCAGCUAGUUUGGCUUUGAGCUGGGUGUCUGUUUGUAUGUGUGUAAAAGGGAAACUAGAGGUGGGGGAGGAGGGGUGCAGGCGGACAAGAAGUUAGAUAUUAACUGAAAGUUUCCAAACCUUUUUGCAUUUCGACUUCGUUUUGCAUGGGAAAGACGAUUUUUCUCUCUUUCUUUGUUUUUAUUUUUGUAUUUCCGUGUCCUUUUCUUUACCUAUAAUCUAUUAUUUGAAACA